CGAGCUCUCUUGAAAAGAAUCCCCCAUCCAUGAUUCUCACCCCGGCUCAUAAUCUGGUCACCUUGAGGCCGUGUGUCUUAUUGUGUGCUCCACUGACUGGCAAAACAAAUUCCUAUCCAAAAAAUCCCGUUUCACAGACAACCAUCUCCGUCCAGUUGAUGUUGAAGCAUGUCUUUCUCCUCGGGCAUUAGUAACCGAACUCUGGACGUGAUUCGACAAAGUGUCUUCUUGGACGAAUCCACACCCACAGCCACUUCCGUUGAACAGAGGGCCGUGGAGGCCAGUUGUUUGCGAUUGUACGAGUCGAGCCACAAAAGUUCAGCUCUUCCUAACCUAAGGCGUUCGGCUACCCAAAAGUUUUGCCGUCGUGGUUUGGAGGAAUUGAGCGAAGGCUAUGCGUGCCUUGAUGCCUCCAGGCCCUGGCUGAUCUAUUGGAUUUUGCAUUCAUUGGAACUUUGUGAUGCUCUCAUCGAGGAUGAGCUCAAAGAGCGAGUGAUCGAGUUUUUGGGAAGUUGCCAGAACCCUGAUGGAGGGUUCGGGGGCGGUCCAGGACAACUCUCUCAUCUGGCCCCAACGUAUGCCGCCGUGAAUGCGUUGGCCAUUAUUGGAACCCAACGGGCCUUUGAGGUGAUCAACCGACAGACUUUGGUCUCGUGGCUUAGUAGCCUUCGAAUGGAUGAUGGAAGUCUGGUAAUGCAUCAAGAUGGUGAGGUGGAUAUCCGAGGAUGCUAUUGUGCCUUAUCUGUGGCCAACUUGACCAAUGUCUACACGCCUGAUCUAUUUAAGAAUACGGAACAAUGGCUGAUCAGGUGUCAGACUUACGAAGGUGGGUUUGGUGGAGCCCCUGGAAUGGAAGCCCAUGGAGGUUACUCGUUCUGUGGGUUUGCCUCCUUAGUGUUUUUGGGCAAAGAACGCUUGUGUAAUGAAGAUCGAUUGUUACGAUGGGCUACUAGUCGACAAAUGCGACUUGAAGGUGGAUUUCAAGGACGUACCAACAAAUUGGUAGAUGGGUGCUAUUCAUUCUGGCAAGGAGGAGUCUUCCCAAUCCUUCACAAAGUACUCUCUAAAAGAGGAAUCCAAGUGCACCAGGAAAAGAGUCGUGACCAACCCCAAAGACAUCAACCCUUAGUGUCGCAACAUCGUUGGCUCUUCAACCAAGAGGCUCUUCAAGAAUAUUUGCUCAUAUGUUGUCAGGAAUCUCGUGGGGGCCUAAUUGAUAAGCCCGGAAAAUCCCGUGACUUCUACCAUACCUGCUACGGUUUGAGCGGACUUUCCAUGGCUCAACAUGGACCUAACAAUGGAGAAUCGACAAAUGAGUUAAUCCUUGGUGCCUCUGGAGACAAUAAACUGGUGGAGCUUCACCCUCUUUAUAACAUUGGAGCAACAUCGGCUCUCAAUGCAAGUGAAUAUUUCACAAAAUUGGAGAUACCUCAACCGCAAUAAGUCUGACAUUGUGUGAUUAUCCCUUCCGAAGACUCUGCCUCUGACUUUGAUAUGUAACGUGUGUAAAAACGAGUGAUCUCAAGCGAUUAAAAUGGAGAUGCUACAAAUACUAAUAUACCUGCUUUCAAUGA
Molecule: messenger RNA, 1574 nt
Organism: Tigriopus californicus
Lineage: Eukaryota; Metazoa; Arthropoda; Copepoda; Harpacticoida; Harpacticidae
Gene: Fntb
Product: protein farnesyltransferase subunit beta-like
Exons: 6
Coding region: 169-1443 (424 amino acids)
Biological process (GO): protein farnesylation
Cellular component (GO): protein farnesyltransferase complex
Molecular function (GO): protein farnesyltransferase activity
Source: RefSeq, a predicted model, not a curated record